Molecule: messenger RNA, 1619 nt
Organism: Jatropha curcas
Lineage: Eukaryota; Viridiplantae; Streptophyta; Magnoliopsida; Malpighiales; Euphorbiaceae
Product: UDP-galactose/UDP-glucose transporter 2
Biological process (GO): 3'-phosphoadenosine 5'-phosphosulfate transport; transmembrane transport
Cellular component (GO): endoplasmic reticulum membrane; Golgi membrane
Molecular function (GO): 3'-phosphoadenosine 5'-phosphosulfate transmembrane transporter activity
Source: RefSeq, a predicted model, not a curated record
CCUAACGCGUCCAGACGUAUGACUUGUAACCAAACUCUCUGUUUAUAUUCCAUUUUUCGUUUUCUAUUCCCUCAAAAAUCAAAAUUCUCCUCUAUUUUUCCAAUCGCCCAAACCCCCAAAUAAACCCAGAUAACGCGCUCUCUCUCUAUCUCUUCUUGUUGCAGGGAGAGAAGAGAAGAGAGUCUCUAUUGUAGGGGCCUUUUUCAACUUCGCCUUCGAUACUUUUCUUCUGCGUUUCAACAACCAAUCCGUUAUAGUGUUUGGUCUCGCUUUCGCAGCUAAAAAGCGAUCAGGAGUUUGGGAGAAGUAGAGAAAAGAAAUGAAGAGUGAGGAUCAGUCCAGGUCUCUGUUUGGAAUUUCUCUCUCUGAUCGACCCACAUGGCAGCAAUUCCUCAUUUGCUCCUCUGGUUUCUUCUUUGGUUAUCUCGUUAAUGGAAUUUGCGAGGAAUAUGUGUAUAACCGGCUCCAGUUCAGCUAUGGCUGGUAUUUCACCUUUGUGCAAGGAUUUGUCUACCUGGUUCUCAUAUACUUUCAGGGUUUCACCACUAAGCAAAUGGUAAAUCCAUGGAAAACUUAUGUGAAACUCUCUGCUGUUCUUAUGGGUUCUCAUGGGUUGACCAAGGGUUCUUUGGCCUUCCUUAACUAUCCAGCCCAAAUUAUGUUCAAAUCCACCAAGGUGCUACCUGUCAUGAUAAUGGGUGCCUUUAUUCCGGGCUUGAGAAGGAAAUAUCCAUUUCAUGAAUACAUAUCUGCUCUGCUGCUAGUUGUUGGUUUGAUCCUUUUCACCUUAGCAGAUGCCCAAACUUCUCCAAAUUUUAGCAUAAUCGGUGUUCUGAUGAUAUGUGGUGCCUUGGUUAUGGAUUCUUUAAUGGGGAACUUGCAAGAGGCCAUUUUUACCAUGAAUCCUGACACAACACAGAUUGAGGUGCUGUUCUGCUCAACAGUAGUAGGAUUGCCUUUAUUGCUUCCACCAAUGAUCUUGACAGGAGAGCUGUUCAAGGCUUGGAGUUCUUGUUCACAACAUCCAUAUGUGUACGGGGUGCUAGUAUUUGAAGCUAUGGCGACAUUCAUUGGGCAAGUAUCUGUUUUAUCCCUCAUUGCUAUAUUUGGGGCUGCCACCACUGCAAUGAUAACAACUGCUAGAAAAGCAGUCACCUUGUUGCUGUCAUACAUGAUAUUUACAAAGCCAUUAACAGAGCAGCACGGGACAGGACUGCUGCUCAUAGCCAUGGGAAUUAUAUUGAAGAUGUUGCCAGAUAACAAACCUCCCAGUAGGAAUGCACCCAAGCAGAAGGGCAAAUCUCAUUUGAAAGAAGAGAAAAGUCUUGUUCGUAAUGCAGAAGGUGAAGAAGUUGAGGAGAAAAGCCCCUUGGUAUGAAGGAGGAGGUGGGAAGAGGUCUUUUUAAUUUUUAUUGUUGUGAAGAAGACCAAGCUCAUUGUUUAUUGGUUCAUUUCUUAUUACGCCUAGGUAAAGGGUAAGGGUAGAAAUAAGUGACAGAAGUAUACAUGGAAGAAGAGAAAAAUAGAGAUGGUAGCAAGAAACUAGUCGUGAUGUAAAUUUCUCCAGUGAAAAUGACCUUUCUAAAUUCCAAGGAUUUGGAAGUUGAAUUUUAUUUAUC